AUGGCUACCGGUGACACCGCGCUGUCGUUGGCUCUCUCGAGCCCCCCUCCGCCUCUGCUACAACACAGCCCCAGCGAUGUUUCAAGCCCACUCAGUGACGUGGAAGACAAGCAUGGAGACCCCGAUGACAUGGAUUUGGACAUGAACAGUAACCACUCUCAACAUCGCGAGGCAUCGGUCCGAACUGACAAUCGAGAUGCCGCCGACUCGGACCUUGGCGCCGAGACUGACGACGAGAGCAAGCUGUCGGAUGUGGAUAUUAAUGACUCCGAGGCAGAGACAGAAAGGCUUUACGAUACACCACCGAAAGAUCGGGUAUCGCGCGACAUCGUGGACACCGCGGGUGAGCCCGGAACUCGACAAUUCACCGACCGCCGCGAUCGGACGUUCGAGCGCAGCCCCAGCAAGCUUCAACAGCAAAUCAAAGCUGAUUACGAACCCGAAAACACCGCCAGUGGGCGAAACACACCCUCAGAAGAGGCAGAAGAGGCCGACGAAGAUGCAUCCGAAGAGCUGAGCGAGGAAGAGCCUGAAGAGCCCGAAUCCGCUGCCGAACUACCACCUGUACGAUCACCCGUGCUGGCGAAGAAGAUACAAGUAGUUUCCGCCUCAACCGAAACAGUCCUUACACUAUCUCCCCGACAUGAUACCCUGAAGCGGAAACGCUCCUCAAUUACCGAGCAGCAAGAUCUCGUCCAACCGCUCAAGAAGCGGGCCGACUCAAAUACCUCGCCCGAAGAGCUCUCAGCCGAUGACGUGCCUGUUAUUGACAUCGAGGUCAUCUUAACGAACCCCGAAAGCGGCAAUCAAACUACCGAGGAAGAUAAUAAUGACGAGCCAGUCACCACGGUCGGUGCCGAUAGCGCAGCGAAGGAUGAAACGGAGCCCGCGGAGGCGAUCGAAGAAGACGCGACAGAUGGUCGGACCAAAAAAGGAAAACGCGGUGUUAUGAAGAAAAGAAAGAGCCCGACGCCUAACGUACCAGGUGGAGAUGAGGUUGAAGAGAUGCACGCCGACGCUUCUGCUGACGCAGAUGUCGUUGCCGUCGAAGAGUCCGCGGCGCAAGCUGAAGAGGACCAAAUGGACGAUGUCGAUGAGGAGGCUGAAGCAGCCCACAGAAACGAAGAAGAGCUAGAGCGAAAGAAGACCGCCUGGGAGGAGCUUACAGCAAUUGAGAAGAAUUUCAACAGUUUCCGGGAGCGCCUAUAUCAGGAACGUCUAGAGUUGCUCAAUCAGGAAGAAGCCAUGCUUACCUGCGAAAACCCCACCCAUCCUGAGUAUCUUGCGAUGUUACAGUGUCUGAAUUCCCGACGGGAGGAAAGGAUAAAGACCAGCACACUCGAGUUACAAUUCAGAAUGGCGAUGCUUCAGAGGCGCGCUGUAGCAGAACGAGCACAGAUCUUGUCACAAUACCACCAAGCCGUGCGCGAGUCGCGCGAAAAGGUGCUCGAGGAACUUGGCCAGGAAUGGUACGAUAUACAACAAGAGCGCAGACGGUUUGCCAACGCCAUACCCGACUACGGAAUCCAUUACCCCGCCGCCAAAACGCAGAGUAUUCGCAAUGCUGUUGCGUACAAUAAGGAAGUGUCGAUUCUGUCGGGCUUUGCCAAACACGUUGGAUUCCCUGCUGCGCCACCAAUACAUGGCGCAUCGGAGGAUCAGGUGGAAAACGAUCUCGAAGCUAUAGCUCGAUCUCGCGAGCCUGCCCCUCGGCCUAUACCAAACUAUCCUCCUGCUUUCCACCAAGAGUAUUCCUCCGCCGGGCUUCCGUUUGGUCGAACCCCCCUGGGUCCAGCCGGAGAACAAUUUAUCGAACAAACACCUUGGGCGAACCCAAAUCACCCGGCCCAUCAGAUGCAGCGGCAACAAUUACAUCACGAGGUGCCUUUUGCUGGGCCUCCCUCUGGACCACGACACCACUCUCAACAGCCUAUGGCCCCUAUACCACAAAUGGAUUCGUUUGCGAUUAACGGGGACGCGCACCCGGCUCAUCUACAAAAGGGGCAUGGUACUGGUGCUCAUGAGCCAGUGAAGAGCGCCAAACUUGGGCCAGAACAGGCAAUGAAGCGGGAGGGCGUGCCUCAGGCUUCAUGA
This is a messenger RNA of Sordaria macrospora k-hell, 2094 nucleotides long. RefSeq lists its product as uncharacterized. The record is from RefSeq and is a predicted model, not a curated record. NCBI's taxonomy places the organism in Eukaryota, Fungi, Ascomycota, Sordariomycetes, Sordariales, Sordariaceae. Gene Ontology annotation, molecular function: histone deacetylase binding. Gene Ontology annotation, biological process: negative regulation of transcription by RNA polymerase II. Gene Ontology annotation, cellular component: Sin3-type complex.